Meira miltonrushii is the source of this 1430-nucleotide messenger RNA. RefSeq lists its product as uncharacterized. The transcript has a single exon. Gene Ontology annotation, molecular function: promoter-specific chromatin binding; RNA polymerase II general transcription initiation factor activity. Gene Ontology annotation, cellular component: transcription factor TFIID complex; nucleus; SAGA complex. Bases 29 to 1084 code for a protein of 351 amino acids. The record is from RefSeq and is a predicted model, not a curated record. Gene Ontology annotation, biological process: transcription initiation at RNA polymerase II promoter. Lineage: Eukaryota; Fungi; Basidiomycota; Exobasidiomycetes; Exobasidiales; Brachybasidiaceae.
CAACCAUCCAUACAGAAUCAUAGACAGAAUGGCAUCAUCGUCAACUGCCUUCUCAGGGCCAAUCCCUCCACCAAGAAGCUUGCCUGUUGCAGAACCAUCACCAGCAACCAGCUCUCAAGCAUUGAAAUAUCGCGGUGCAACUGUGGAGGAUUUACAACUUUCCCCUGCAGUUAGUGUUCCAACUACUGCAACGAUUCAAAAUGCAUUAGAUGUUGCAUUCGAUCAUGAUUAUGAACAAUUGCCUGUGCUAUCCAGCAAGAAUGGAGAGAGAAAGUUGGUGGGAUAUUUGGACAUCAAAAAAUUACGCUUAGAGGUGCAGAACGGAAAGUUAGAAAAGACACAAGGCGUAUUGAACGUAAUGGUCAAAUUUGGAGGAGCAAAGAGAAAAGAAGGAAGUGGUGCAUCAUCUACAUUCACACUGAUCAGCCCGGAAACAGGAUUGGGAGAGCUAGAAGCAUUUUUGACCACCCAUCCGUUUGCAUUGGUCACAGAUGCAUCAAGAUCUUUCGUUUUGGCAGUAGCAACACGCGAUGAUUUACAAAAGUAUGCUCAACGUCGUGGUUUAGAGGAAGCAGGAACAAAGACGCCCACUCAAGAUACCGAUAUGCUUGACGAUACUGUUCGUCCCGGAGGUGUUGGAUCUUCGUCUCAGCAGCAACCCUUAUUGACCCGUCGUGAAGAAGAAGAGAAACGAAAGGACCGUACAUUGGCCGAAUUCUUACAGAUGCUAGAUGGAUACAGACCUUUGAUCCCUGAUCAAGUAACAGAACACUAUCUGGAGAAGGUCGGAUUUGAAUGUGAAGAUGUUCGUCUAAAGAGAUUGUUGUCAUUAGCAGCGGAAAAGUUUGUUGCGGAUAUUGCUGCUGAUGCAUUCCAAUAUGCACGUAUCCGUACAAAUGCCGGACCAGGAGCAAGAGGAAAAGCAUCAGCCAGUGGGAAUCAAUCAGCAGUUGCAGCAGCAGCAGCUGCCACAGCCGCUUCUUCUUCAAAGGAUCGUUCUCGUACAGUACUAACGAUGGACGAUUUGAGUGCAGCUCUUGGGGAAUAUGGCAUUAAUGCAAGGAGAGCAGACUUCUAUCGGUGAUUGGAGAGUAUGUGUACAGACUGUACAAUUGCAUUACGUUUAGUCCAUCCCUGGAUGGAGAAUAGGAGACAAGAGAAAAUAGUGUUUGCGUUAGUUGAUAGAUUGUCAUUACCAAAUCUCCUUAUACUCACAAUGCAGGAAGAGCAAUCCUAAGCCACUACCGAUGAGGAAGAUACACAAAAAUCUAUUAGCUUGACGAUUGUUCUCUUUAGCUCGUUGUAAUUGUUCAUUCCCUUUUCCCACUUCCAAUGUAUGCCCAAGCGCUUCUUGAUGCAAAUUAUCAGCCAUUUCUGUUUGAUUGCCUAGAUGCUGGAUCAGUUGUGUUUGUAGCUCAGAAAUCUCACUU